Aaosphaeria arxii CBS 175.79 is the source of this 1812-nucleotide messenger RNA. RefSeq names its product acetyl-CoA synthetase-like protein. The coding region runs from base 1 to 1686 and encodes 561 amino acids. The transcript is spliced from 3 exons. NCBI's taxonomy places the organism in Eukaryota, Fungi, Ascomycota, Dothideomycetes, Pleosporales. The record is from RefSeq and is a predicted model, not a curated record.
AUGGGUUCUAUGCUACUCCCAAAUGCUGAGAGACCAAGAUUAAUGGUUCAAGUCAUCGAAGAGAAAGCGCAAUGGCAGGGAAACGAAACAUUCAUGAGAUAUCCUACACCUGAUUGGCAGGAAGAAGGCUUUCGCACCAUAACAUGGAGCCAAUUCGCAGAUGCAGUCAAUAAAAUGGCUUACUGGCUGGACAAUCAAUUAGGAAAAUCUAGGGAUCAGGAUACCAUUGCCUACCUGGGACCAUCUGAUCCUCGCUAUUCGAUUAUGAUACCUGCAGCAAUCAAGACAUCACGAAAGCUCUUCAUCCCUGAUGGUCGCGUUACUUCUGAGGGGCUUGACAGCCUCGUCAGAUCAGCAGAAUGUUCAAUAUGGCUACAUGCAGAAGGUUCGAAAUAUCGAGCCGGGCUUGGUGAAAACACGGGACUGAGAUUUCUAAAUGUUCCUACAAUUGCUUGGAUGCUGGAUAGUGAAGAAUACAAACCCUAUCCCUACCUCAAGACCUUCGAGGAAGCAAGGUUUGAUCAGGUUUUAGUUAUUCAUACUUCUGGCACAACAGGUUUUCCGAAGCCAAUUUAUCACACCAAUGGCUUUUACAGUGCCUGGUCAAGUUGUCUUCAUUUAUCUCAAAAGUACUGGCCGAAAGGGACAUCAUUCGAUGCUUGGGUGGGCAAGAUGAUACUCACGGCUUGCCCACCACAGUGGUUGGGCGGCUUGCAUAGCUAUAUUUUUGGCCCAAUCUUCAUGAACAUCUCCACGACGAUUGCACCGCCAGGAGUUGUGGGGCUUCCACCGGAUAUAUUCAAGUCGGUACUCAAACAUAACAAGAUCGAUGGUAUCCAUUGUCCACCACAAGUUGUACACGAGCUUUACAAGGAGAAAUCGACUAAGUCGCUAUUGGAGUCACUGGAAUUUAUCAUUUUCUUAGGUGCUACACUUGACAGAGAUAUCGGCGACGAUCUCUGUCGACAUACCAGGGUGAUUCCACUCAUAGGAUCUACGGAAAAUGGGCCGCAGGUUGAUCUUCCACCAGUGGACCGGGAGCUAUGGUACACGCACGCUUACGCACCAGAGAAUGGCAAUCGCAUGAUCCAUGUGCCUGAUUCCAGCAUCGCAGGAGGUGGCUCAGAGGGUUUAUAUGAGCUAGCCCUCGAGAGAGCUGCCGAUGGGCAGCCGAACGUUCACCAGUGCGCUUUUUGGAAUCCUAUGCAUCGUGAUAUAAGCAUCAUCCAUACAAACGAACUUUACACGCCACUGAAAGACAAAGAUGGGAGUACACGUUGGAACUUCGUAACCAGGAAAGAUGAUCUGACAAAGCUAAGCUGGCUUGCAAAAUUCCACGCCCAGGACCUGGAAGGAAAGUUUUUACGCCAUCCAGAUGUUCGCAACGUUUUUGUUGGAGGACAGGGGAGGCCCACUCCGUUCGUGAUCAUCGAACCAAACGGUGCAGUACGGGAUUUCGACCAAGCAAGCUCUCUGAUUCUCAAACUGUAUGAGGAAGUUAUAAAGAAAGGAAAUGAAGAGUGUGUGACAGAGAUUGGAAUCCCCAAACAUACAAUUAUUCUCACCAAACCUGGAAAGCCAUUGAAAAGAAACGCGAAGAGUGGCAUCAACAGAAGGGCCGCAGAAGAAGACUAUGCAGGAGAAAUUGAAGAGGCAUAUCAUAUACUGGCCAAGCUUGCUGAUUAAUUACCCCACAAGAGUCCCAAUAUGACAUAUAAGCCGAUGAGUUAUCAUUGAAUACCUCUCAAAACAUUUUUCUGCAAAUGUGUAUAAAAUACAUAAACUGGUGAACUAUGCAUGAUAGGAACAGAC